Messenger RNA from Enhydra lutris kenyoni (northern sea otter), 3838 nucleotides. RefSeq names its product dual specificity phosphatase 16. The record is from RefSeq and is a predicted model, not a curated record. Gene Ontology annotation, biological process: protein dephosphorylation; negative regulation of MAPK cascade. Gene Ontology annotation, molecular function: MAP kinase tyrosine/serine/threonine phosphatase activity; protein tyrosine/threonine phosphatase activity. NCBI's taxonomy places the organism in Eukaryota, Metazoa, Chordata, Mammalia, Carnivora, Mustelidae. Gene Ontology annotation, cellular component: nucleus; cytoplasm. The transcript has 8 exons. Bases 517 to 2508 code for a protein of 663 amino acids.
CCUGACCUCAUCUUUUCCGAAGUGAACAAGAUAUGAGUUAUCCAUUUUACAGAUGAGGAAACUAAGAACUUAGACUAAGUAAUUUAUCCAGAUCCCAAAGCAAGUAAGAAGUGGUGCUAGACCUGGAGCCAAGAUCUUCUGAUUCGUUUUCAGGAUUUUCAGCUCAGUGUAAAGCUGUUGGAGCGAGGAGCGAAGGUAAAGAAUGAUGUAAUGCACUGGCCGCCCCAGAGCAUCUUUUGUUGUGGAUGGUUAUUCCAGUCAUCUCUUUAUGAAUCAAAUGUGAGGGGCUGCUUUGUGGAGAGUGCUUUGCAAGAGCACAUCAACGGGGAAAGAGAAAGGGACAUUCACUUGGAGGGCUCUUGCUGAAAAUGGGUUUAACUCUCCUUUUGCCAGUCACCACCAGCCUGACCUCAUACAUUUGUAGGACAAUGGAGUGGCUGAGCCUUUGAGCACACCACCAUUACAUCAUCGUGGCAAAUUAAAGAAGGAGGUGGGAAAAGAAGACUUAUUGUUGUCAUGGCCCAUGAGAUGACUGGAACUCAAAUUGUUACUGAGAGGUUGGUGGCUCUGCUGGAAAGUGGAACAGAGAAAGUGCUGCUAAUUGAUAGCCGGCCAUUUGUGGAGUACAAUACAUCCCACAUUUUGGAAGCCAUUAAUAUCAACUGCUCCAAGCUUAUGAAGCGAAGGUUGCAACAGGACAAAGUGUUAAUUACAGAGCUCAUCCAGCAUUCAGCAAAACAGAAGGUGGAUAUCGACUGCGGUCAGAGGGUUGUAGUUUACGACCAGAGCUCCCAAGAUGUUGCCUCUCUGUCUUCAGACUGCUUUCUCACUGUACUUCUGGGUAAACUGGAGAAGAGCUUCAGCUCCGUUCACCUGCUUGCUGGUGGGUUUGCGGAGUUCUCCCGUUGUUUCCCUGGCCUCUGUGAAGGAAAAUCUGCUCUAGUCCCUACCUGCAUUUCUCAGCCUUGCCUACCUGUUGCCAACAUUGGGCCAACCCGAAUUCUUCCCAAUCUUUAUCUCGGCUGCCAGCGAGAUGUCCUCAACAAGGAGCUGAUGCAACAGAAUGGGAUUAGUUACGUGUUAAAUGCCAGCAAUACCUGUCCUAAGCCCGACUUUAUCCCUGAGUCUCAUUUCCUGCGAGUGCCUGUGAAUGAUAGCUUUUGUGAGAAAAUUUUGCCGUGGUUGGACAAAUCAGUAGAUUUCAUUGAGAAAGCCAAGGCCUCCAAUGGGCGCGUCCUGGUACACUGCUUAGCCGGCAUCUCCCGCUCGGCCACCAUCGCCAUCGCCUACAUCAUGAAGAGGAUGGACAUGUCCUUAGAUGAAGCUUACAGAUUUGUGAAAGAAAAAAGACCUACUAUAUCUCCAAACUUCAAUUUUCUGGGCCAGCUCCUAGACUAUGAGAAGAAGAUCAAGAACCAGAUGGGUGCAUCAGGGCCGAAGAGCAAACUCAAGCUGCUGCACCUGGAGAAGCCCCAUGAAGCCGUCCCUGCGGGCUCCGAGGGUGCACAGAAGCACGAGCUGGGCCUCAGCCCACCCUGUGCUAACUGCGCUCCCUCCGAGGCGGCGGGGCAGCGGCCCGCACAUCCCGCCGGAGCACCCGGCCUGCAGCCCUCGCUGCUGGAGGACGGCCCCCUGGUGCAGGCGCUCGGCAGCCUCCACCUGCCGUCAGGCAAGCGAGAGGACAGCAGUAAGCUCAAGCGCUCCUUCUCUCUGGACAUCAAAUCCCUUUCGUACUCGGCCAGUGUGGCGGCGUCCUUGCACGGUUUCCCGUCCUCAGAAGAGGCUCUGGAAUACUACAAGCCUUCCGCGAGUCUGGAGGGGGCCACCAAGCUCUGCCAGUUCUCUCCGGUGGAGGAAGUGUCGGAGCAGACCCCCGAGAGCAGCCCGGACAAGGAGGAAGCCAGACUCCCCGAGAAGCCUCAGCCGGCCAGGCCCCCUGAGGGCCCGGGGAAGCGGCUGCACACGGGAAGAACCAGCGCCGGGGGCGCCGCCCCGCGGCCCCUCUUCUCCCCGCUGCAGCGGAGCGGGAGCAUGGAGGACAACCGCCCCGCCAGCUUCCUCUUCGGCCUGUCCGCCAGCCAGCAGCACCUCGCCAAGUCCGCCGCCGGCCUGGGCCUCAAGGGCUGGCACUCGGACAUCUUGGCUCCCCACACCUCUGCCCCUUCCCUGACCGGCAGCUGGUAUUUCGGCCCGGAGCCCCCUCGCUUCUGCUCGGCCUCAGCCGUCUACGGGGGCGGCGGCGGCUACUCGGCCUACAGCUGCAGCCAGCUGCCCACCUGCGGCGACCCGCUCUACUCCGUGCGCCGGCGGCAGAAGCCCAGCGACAGGGCCGACUCCCGGCGGAGCUGGCACGAGGAGAGCCCGUUCGAAAAGCAGCUGAAGCGCAGAAGCUGCCAGAUGGAAUUCGGCGAGAGCAUCAUGUCGGAGAACAGGUCGCGGGAAGAACUGGGCAAAGUGGGCAGCCAGUCCAGCUUUUCGGGCAGCAUGGAAAUCAUUGAGGUCUCCUGAGAAGGAAGACCCUGCGGGCUUCUAUGGAUAGUACUUUCUUGUUCACAAAAAUAUUCCCUGUAAAUCUGAAAUAUAUAUAUGUACAUACAUAUAUAUUUUUGGAAAAUGGAGCUAUGGUGUAAAAGCAAAUGAUGGAUCAACACAGCUGCUCUCUCAGCGUCUGCACUUGAGAGCAGCUGCUCUUUCUCAACAAGAGUGGAUGGGCAGAUGCUAGAUGUCCUCCCCGCCAGAUGAGAAAUUGUAUGCAGCGCAUUGCACAUCCUCUUGUUCCUACUGAGUCCAGUUUGGGUGGUGGAGGAUGACAUGCCCUCCCAUGUUCGUGUUGUGCUAUAAGAGCUCUCGAGUGCUAGCCCCUGUCCGGCCCCCUCCGUAGUGCACCUUAGCGCUGAGACUGAGCCAGCUCGUGGGUUGGGCGGGUAGACCCCAUCAGGGACAGAACCUCACCGUAAACGCAAGAGAAGUGAGCCCAUCCAAAGUGGACUCGCACACCCAAGCUCACGUGGCAGCCGAGUGCCGCGAGCCUCAUUCUGCUGCACACACCAUUAGGGGCCUUGCCAAGGUCGACUUCAGAGCAAACCCAGUACCUCAGACUGAAAGUUGGGGCUUUUACCACUACCGAGUCCGGUAGCCUGUCUUCUAGGCGUUGUGAAUAGGUAGGUAGCUAGUCACACUUUGCAGGCCAAUUCAGACUGUCUCUGCACAAAUUUCCAGUUGGGCCUGGAUGGUGGUAGUUAAUUUUUUCUUCUCGGCUUGACGAAGAGAAGGGGAACCGUCUAGGAUUCAAUUGAACAGCCAGGGACCUGGCCUUGUAAUGAUUUAAGGUAGGUCGGGAGGCUACACAAGUCUUCCUCCCUCCAUGUGAAUCAAAGAAUUGUUCCAAAUGGGGUUGUUAAUCCUUUAAAUAAAGAUGAACUUGGUUGAAGCCAGAUGUGAACUUAUUUGGGUUGGUAGAACAGCAGCACCUUCAAGUUCUCAGCCAAAGUAGAUUUUUUUCCAUUUCGAUUUCUUUGCACAGAUAGGUUUUUUACAAAAAACCUAACAGGUAGACUUUUACAGGAAACUAUCACGAGGGAGAAAAGCUCUGGAAAGAUUAAAGAAUUAAAAUUGCUAAGGAGAGCCAGGAAACUCAUUUUUCUCAAUGGUUUUGUUCCCCUGAGACUGUGUUGAAGGACGUAGUUCUGUAAUUUCCUCACACUUUCCAAUUUACUAAUAGGGCUGAGAGGCUAGUUCAAUGAGGAGGGUUCUGAAUAAAACAGUAUAGGAAGGUGAGGGGAAGGUGGCUGGCUUUUGUGAGUGGAGUGGGAAGCCACAGCCAAGCUAUUCUCAGAAA